Messenger RNA from Lasiosphaeria miniovina, 819 nucleotides. RefSeq names its product cysteine synthase. Lineage: Eukaryota; Fungi; Ascomycota; Sordariomycetes; Sordariales; Lasiosphaeriaceae. The transcript has a single exon. The record is from RefSeq and is a predicted model, not a curated record. Bases 70 to 816 code for a protein of 248 amino acids. Gene Ontology annotation, biological process: L-cysteine biosynthetic process. Gene Ontology annotation, cellular component: cytoplasm.
ACGGCGGGCAACACGGGCAUCGGGCUCGCGCACGUGUGCCGCAGCCGCGGGUACCGGCUGGUCAUCUACAUGCCCAACACGCAGUCGAAAGGCAAGAUCGACCUGCUGCGGCUGCUGGGCGCCGAGGUGUACCCGGUGCCGGCGGUAGCGUUUGAGAACGUAGACAACUACAACCACCAGGCGCGGCGGCACGCCGAGCGCCUGGACAACGCCGUGUGGACUAACCAGUUCGACAACACGGCCAACCGCCGCGCGCACAUCGAGACGACGGGCCCCGAGAUCUGGCACCAGACGGCCGGCCGCAUCGACGCCUUCACGUGCGCCACGGGCACUGCCGGCACCCUCGCCGGCACCACGCGCUACCUCAAGACGGUGUCGGACGGCCGCGUCAAGUGCUUCCUGGCCGACCCGCCGGGUAGCGUGCUGCACUCGUACCUAAGCUCGGGCGGCAAGCUGGUCGAGCGCAGCGGGUCGAGCAUCACCGAGGGCAUCGGCCAGGGCCGCAUUACCGACAACCUUCAGCCCGACCUCGACCUGCUCGACGGGUCGCUGCACAUUAGCGACGAGAAGAGCAUCGAGAUGGUGUACCGCUGCCUCGACGAGGAGGGCCUCUACCUCGGCGCGAGCUCGUCGCUCAACGUCGUCGCCGCCAAGGAGGUGGCCGAGAAGCUGGGCAGGGGCCACACCGUCGUGACGGUGCUCUGCGACGGCGCUUACCGCUACGCCGACCGCCUGUUCUCGCGAACGUGGCUGGAGAGCAAGAACCUGCUCUCGGCCAUUCCCAAGCACUUAGAGAAGUACAUAGUGUUACCCUAGCCA